CAGUCUUUACAACAGUUUUAAAAAGUCAUUUUGGGGUGUAUUUUUUCUUUUGAGAAAAUAUAUAUUCACUGGAAGCAAUCUUGUGGAGUAUCCAGAAGAAGCGGAAGAAGAUAUAUUUUUAUGUUCUCUUUUACGCGUCACUGAUAUUAUUUUAAACUGAUCAGCAAGGGAGUUUUAAUUAACUGUCAUGGUUGGUAGUUUGUCUGAGCUAGCUGGCUCACCAUCUGGCUAGCUAGCGUAGAGAGAAUAGUACUAGAACCACAGAGAAUCUGUGCUAGAACCUAGUCCGUUUUAUCGUUUCCUAUGUGCGAUUCGCCCAUCUUAUAGCAUUGCAUAAUCUGGAGACAUUUGUUGUUAUGUGUGCGCGCGAACAAACAAGCUUGUGAAGAGAUACCUGCCAGCGAUACACUGUUGCUGAAGAACACCAGCUAACGUUACCUACAGGUCACUGCAAAUGAGUUGCUACAAAUGUAUCCAGUUGCAGAUUGUUAGCAACAAGCUAACUGUCUUGCGACAGUUUGUGUCGGAGUAGAAAAUACGGAAAUGGUAUCCACGUACGGGCGACAGAAAUUAAUUGACAGGAGUUCAUAGAAUAGAAAGGUAACUUUCGCGAAGCAUUUGUGGAUCGAUAGAGGACAUACAUCGACUUUAUAAGACCUUAGCAGACCAUAUCAGAGAUAACUUAGCUGAUGAUGGUCGUGUAUUUGGGUCGUGUAACCCCUGCAAACAACAGGACAAGCUUAUGAAGAUUAGUCAAAACAGCAGGAUGUCAAAGGGAUUUAGGCUACGGUGGUCAUAAGUGAAAAACAAAACAAUGACUGCCAUCAGCAACAGACAGUUGGAUGUGUUUACUUGCACUUUAAUACAGAAUAAUCAGUAAUCAGUGUGCAUUCUGCUUGGCGUGGAGUUGUAGUUUAGAUGCUUCACUUGUACACCGGAAGAAAAAUCUAGUCAUUUCGCUGUUUCGUGUUUGAAAUCCCAAAAUAUUUGAUGAGCACUAUGCCUGGAGACCGUAACAGUAGCAGUGACAGCAGUACUAGUGGCGAGGACUCCGAUAAGGAGACCAGGAAGAAAGUAUGUACUGUCAAACAUGAAAUCACUAAUGCGAACCUCACAGGGCACACUGAGAAAGUGGGAGUGGAGAACUUUGAACUUCUGAAAGUGCUGGGCACUGGAGCCUAUGGGAAAGUGUUCCUGGUGAGGAAGACGAGUGGACACGAUGAAGGGAAGCUUUAUGCCAUGAAGGUGUUAAAGAAGGCGGCCAUAGUGCAAAAGGCCAAGACCGCCGAGCACACUCGGACUGAAAGACAAGUGUUGGAGCACAUUCGCCAGUCUCCCUUCUUAGUUACACUGCACUAUGCUUUUCAAACGCAGACAAAACUACACCUCAUACUUGACUAUGUGAGUGGUGGGGAGAUGUUUACGCAUCUGUACCAGCGAGACCACUUCUCUGAAGAGGAAGUUCGCAUCUACAUCGGGGAGAUCAUCCUAGCCCUGGAGCAUCUUCACAAGCUUGGCAUUGUGUACCGGGACAUCAAACUGGAGAACAUCCUAUUGGACAGCGAUGGCCACGUGGUCCUGACCGACUUUGGACUGAGCAAAGAGUUCCUGGAUGAGGAGAAAGAGAGGACCUACUCCUUCUGCGGCACCAUCGAGUACAUGGCGCCGGAGAUAAUCCGUGGGAAGUCAGGCCACGGCAAGUCGGUGGACUGGUGGAGUUUGGGCAUCCUGAUGUUUGAGCUGCUCACCGGAGCCUCUCCCUUCACCCUGGAGGGGGAGAGGAACACUCAGAGCGAGGUGUCCAAGCGAAUCCUGCGCUGCGAGCCGCCGUUCCCGUCCCUGAUUGGUCCGUUGGCCCAGGAUCUCCUGAGGAAGCUGCUGGUGAAGGACCCCCACAAACGCCUGGGCUCCGGGCCCAAGGGCGCAGACGACAUCAAGACGCACCCCUUCUUUAAGGGUCUGAACUGGGCUGACCUGGCGGCCAAGCGUGUGGCGAGCCCCUUCCGGCCGGAGCUCCGGAACGAGCUGGAUGUUGGCAACUUUGCAGAGGAGUUCACCGGCAUGGAGCCCGUCUACUCCCCAGCCAGCACGCCCCCCAGCACCGACCGCCUCUUCCAGGGCUACUCGUUCAUCGCUCCCUCCAUCCUGUUUAAUAAGAAUGUGGUGAUGGGGGACUUCUUGGAGAACCAGGUGAAGGUGGACCGGCCAGGCUCAGCCACCAUGCAUCGCAGCGCCAUGCUCAAGGACUCUCAGUUCUUCCAGCACUAUGAGCUGUGUCUGCAGGGGCCUCCUCUGGGGGCGGGCAGCUUCUCCGUCUGCAGGAGGUGCCGACACAAGCAGAGCGGACAGGAGUACGCCGUCAAGAUCAUCAGCCGCAGGAUGGAAUCCAUGUCACAGAAAGAGAUAGCAGCUCUGAGACAGUGCGAGUCUCAUCCAAACAUCGUCAAACUGCACGAAGUCUACACCGACCAGUACCACACGUACCUGGUGAUGGAGCUGCUGCGUGGCGGGGAGCUGCUGGAUCGCAUCAAGAGGAAGAAGCUGUUUGCAGAGUGGGAGGCCAGCAAGCUGAUGAGCCACCUGGUGUCAGCCGUCAGCUUCAUGCACGAGGCCGGGGUGGUGCACCGAGACCUCAAGCCAGAGAACGUGCUGUUUGCGGACGAGGGUGAGGACGCGGUGCUGAAGGUGAUUGACUUUGGCUUUGCGCGUCUGUUCCCGGCGGGCAGCGCCCCCCUCCAGACUCCCUGCUUCACCCUGCAGUACGCCGCCCCAGAGCUCUUCCACUCCACCGGAUACGACCAGGCCUGCGACCUCUGGAGCCUCGGAGUCAUACUGUACACUAUGCUGUCAGGUCAGGUCCCCUUCCAGACGGAGAAGAAGGGCAUGACCUCAUCGCACGCCAGUGACAUCAUGAAGAAGAUCAAAGAGGGAGACUUCUCAUUGGACGGCGAGGCCUGGAGGGGCGUGUCCGAGGAGGCCAAAGAGCUUGUGAGAGGCCUGUUGACGGUGGACCCUGAGCGUCGUCUGAAGCUGAGUGACCUGAAGGAGAACGGCUGGCUGCAGGGCACAGCCCACGUGUCCUCCACGCCCCUCUGCACCCCCGACGUCCUGGAGUCCAGCGGCCCCACCGUCAGGACCUACGUCAACGCCACCUACAAGGCGUUCAACCUGGGCAAGCGAGAGGGCGUUUUCCUGAAGAGUGUGGACAACGCUCCCCUGGCCAAGCGCCGCAAGCUGAAGAUGACCAGCACCGGAGUGGAGACGCGCCGCAGCUCCUCAUCCUCCUCCUCCUCUUCCUCAUCCUCCUCCGCCACUGCCGUGACACCGCAGAAGACGCGGCCAACAACGGCGCCUGCCCCAAAUUCCACCAACCCCUGAACCGGCUUGGUGGUCAGAAGGCUUACACCAGGCUAGCUACCGAAUCACUUCCCAGAGGCCGUCCAACACGCACACUGAGGUGGUCGACAGGGUUCUGGAUGUAACAGAAUCCAGCAAAACUGCUUUUUAAAAAAGAUAUCAAACACAAUAUCCAAAAAAACAUGACAGAUGAUGUCACGUGGCAUGAAUAUGCCACAUGGGACAGUUUAUCUGGUCUUGACAGCAAAGGGCUCACUUUACAGUGGAUAUUUGAGGUCUAGUGCAGGGCUAACAAUGGGUUAACCAAAAUAGUGGGAUAAGUGGAUGUACAUUUUACGCAAAAAAAAACUAAAAUCGUUCCAAAAUUUUAUUGGUGAAUUGUUUAGCUACUCAAUGUUGGCGCUUCUUUAAAAAAAAACGCUGGUCGAAAAGAAAACGUCCUACGCUGAUCGUUUCAUCUGCACGUUGAACCAAGUGUUGAACAGCUGGACUUGUGACAGUCUUGCUUUUUAUGUCCUUCUUUUUAAGUUGUUCGCUCGAAUGUACCUCGAAAGAGCUUGCAUUUUUACUCACAGCACUGUGGUGCUUUUACGACAUGUCGUGAAGAUGUUGAAGUCAAAGUUGAUUUUUUUUUUUUUUUAAUGAAAAAAGGGACAUUUAUUUUAGGUGGAAAAUAAGCCAUGAGAUAGGCAAAGCCAUAGGCUCUGAGAGGACCUUUUGUCAUUGACCCCUUGACAAGAGAAUAGUUGAGAGAGGACUGAGACAAAAAUGAGUGAUAAUACUUUUUUAAAAAGCUAUGGAUGGCUUUCAGAAUAGAUUAAGGGGCCUUAUGGCGGACAUUUUUAAAAUCUUAUCAUUCAGAACAGCAAAUAACUAAACCUGCGCUUGUGGCUCGGGUUGUGUAUAACUGUGUCCGUGUACUUGUUGUGAGUUGACUCGGAGCAUGCCUCCCAGUAUAUUGAGGGGGGUUGAAGCCCCCCAACCCCUACCCCCACACCCCCUCAAAGCAGCAGUCAUUAAUUUCCAGUGUUUCCUAGACUGAACUGGAGCCAUUUCACUACUACUAUAGCACCUCACCUCCCUGCUGUUCUUUCAUGGGGCUAUCAGAUCAGCCUGUGGUGCCACCUGUCCGGCUCACUUUGCCCCAUAGAGAUAGUCCUUCAGAAAGAGAGAAAGAGAUGGUGUGUGUGUAUGAGAGGUGAAUAGAGAGAGAGAACAGAGUAUGUGUGUGUGUGUGUGUG
Molecule: messenger RNA, 4598 nt
Organism: Engraulis encrasicolus (European anchovy)
Lineage: Eukaryota; Metazoa; Chordata; Actinopteri; Clupeiformes; Engraulidae
Gene: rps6ka4
Product: ribosomal protein S6 kinase, polypeptide 4
Exons: 18
Coding region: 991-3378 (795 amino acids)
Biological process (GO): intracellular signal transduction; regulation of DNA-templated transcription; peptidyl-serine phosphorylation
Molecular function (GO): ATP binding; magnesium ion binding; protein serine/threonine kinase activity
Source: RefSeq, a predicted model, not a curated record